CACUGCAGUCCAUGUGCAGGCAGUUGACUCACAAUGCCAUUAGGGACGGAAUACCAGGAUUUUGACACCAGUGAGUGAAGGAAUGGCAGCCUGAAUCAGGAUGAUUGCCCAGUGUUACGGGAUGCUGCGGACUGAAAUGCUUCAGUUUUCUUCUCGCCGAUCACCCAUUGUGUGUACAAGGGGUUCUACUGCAAGCAGCCAACCGCUAGCUACAAAUGCAGGACUUGACAUACUGAAAAAAGGCGGGAAUGCUGCAGAUGCUGCAGUUGCUAUGGCAGCAGUCCUGAAUCUUACUGAACCAUUCAGUACUGGUCUUGGUGGAGACUGCAAUUGCCUCUUCUACCAUGGUCCAACUAGGAAAGUGUAUGGACUGAAUGGAAGUGGCAGGUCACCCCGAUUAUUGACGCUUGACUUGCUAAAAGCAGAAGGCUUCGGGGAGACAAAUUCUUUGCCAUUGUGCCAUGCCAACCUUGUCACUGUGCCCGGAGCAGCUGCUGGCUGGUGUGAUACAGUUCAUCUCUUUGGAAGUAAGAAGCUGUCUUUGGGUGAAAUUCUGCAGCCUGCGAUUGAGUUGGCAGAAAGGGGCUUCCCUGUCACUGAAAUCACUGCAUUUCACUGGAAUAGAGGAGAGAACAACCUGCAGAGGCCAGGGAAUCAGCACGGGAAGGAUUUGCUGCUGCGGGGUCGGAGUCCUAAAUCUGGCCAGAUUUUCAAGAAUCCUCUCUUAGCUCAGACCUUCAAGGAACUGGCUCAGUGUGGCAUGAGAGGGUUCUAUGAAGGAAGGAUAGCGAAAGCCAUUGUGAAAACCAUCCAGAAGAAUGGUGGAGUUAUGAGUCUCGAUGAUCUAAAGGAGCACACCAGCACAGAGGUUACACCAAUCUUCACAGACUAUAAAAAUUUGAGGAUCUGGGAGCUUCCUCCAAAUGGACAGGGAAUCACAGCUCUGUUAGCCUUAAACAUGCUGGAGAACUUUAACAUCAAAGAAAUGGACCACAACAGCGCCGAUUACAUUCAUCUGCUGGCUGAGGCAAUGAAGCUCAGCUUCGCUGACAGUUUCCGGUUCUGUGCUGAUCCUGCCAGGGCCCAGGUGCCCGUGGAAGAGCUGCUUUCUAAAUGUUACAGUAAGCAGCGCUCAGAGCUCAUCAACAUGCAAAGGGCAAACAGUAGUUCGAUCCAUGGCAACCCGUAUGGAGCUGGUGGUGACACUGUUUACUUUACAGCUGUGGACGUGGAGGGAAAUGCUUGUUCUUUCAUCAACAGCAACUGUGCGAACUUUGGCACUGGACUUGUACCAGAAGGCUGUGGAUUUGCCUUACAAAACAGGGGCGUCAAUUUUUCUCUGAAUCCUGAGCACCCAAAUUGCCUGGAACCAGGGAAGCGUCCCUACCACACCAUCGUUCCUGCCCUUGCCACAUUGCCUGCCACCGGAGAACUGCUGUGUAGCUUUGGAGUCAUGGGUGGGUUCAUGCAGCCUCAAGGUCAAGUGCAGAUGAUUUUUCCUAUAGUGGUGUUCAUUGGCCUUGGAAAUGAAAACAUCUACGGUCACUGUCGGUCGAAAAUUUGUGGCAAAAGCCGUGCGCUGGUGACCACAGUUAUGGUGUCUCUGAUUGGCAUGGCUGGCGGUGGAUACUGUUUCAAUGUUUCACUUUUGGGUUUACUAAAAGGCCCAUACUGCCUCACGGAGCUGGGAUGGAUCUAUCCCUUCAACAACACCAAUGGCAGAUAUCUCACCAAUCUCACCAUCUGGAAUCAGUGCAGUGAACCGAGCCACAUUGUGGCAUGGAAUGUCACACUGUUUUCCAUUCAGCUGGCACUUAGUGGAGUUGAAAUAGCCUUGAUUACCGCUCAUGUCAUUAUCGGUUUAGCUGAAGGAGCCUUUGGAAACUGUUGCCGCAGUGAAGAGAACAAGUCCAAGGAGUGCAUUGAGGUUGACGUCAAUGUCGAAACAGUGUAUCAGAACCAUGGAGCAGUAUAAGACACAGCUGACCUGUGCCAACUGGAAGAGAGUGGGCACCUCGUUGGUGGGCCUCGUUGCUUUGGUCAUUGUCUGGAAUUGUGACUCUGAAAUUCCUUAAAUUUUUCUCCCUUCAGGCUUCCAAAGCUUGGAUGCAAUUUGGGUUUCUCACAGCUUUGCAUCAAAGUUCAGUAGAUCAGCUGCAGACAGCCUGAGGAAAUUCAGAGCUUGUGUAAUACUUUGAUUAGUUCUGACUCUUGCCCCAGUACUGAGUGUUAAAUGUACAGAUGAUGUAUGCUGUCUGUAAAUGGAGUAAUGAUGCUUGUUGGUAAAAAGUACAAACAUGGAUUCUCACCAAUGGUUUGGAACGGUUAAGAAAUAGAACCCUGAAAUGGAUUAGCAUAUUUGAUUGGAACUGUAAGUUGAAGUGAAAAUUUUAUAGCUACUUCCUAGUAUUUUCCUAAGUGCUACUCACCUAAGGCUUGAUUUAUUCUUUUUGGGUUGCCUUUUUAUUUGCAUGCAACCAUUGGUUACCAUGGUGAAAGCUGAUGGACAGUGCCAUCCAUGCUAUUGUUGCUUUGUGAUAGAGCAGGUCUCUGGGGAACUCUGCACGGUGAGAUUAUCCUAGUUAUAACAUCCUUCGGUAGCUCAGUGACAUUGGAACAGGAGUCCCAUCAUUCACUUAAUCAUGAGAUAGUCGGAACUGCAGAUGCUGGAGAAUCUGAGAUAACAAGGUGUAGAGCUGGAGGAACACAGCAGGCCAAGCAGCAUCAGAGGAGCA
Stegostoma tigrinum is the source of this 2735-nucleotide messenger RNA. RefSeq names its product glutathione hydrolase-like YwrD proenzyme. Bases 101 to 1975 code for a protein of 624 amino acids. Gene Ontology annotation, cellular component: membrane. The transcript has 15 exons. The record is from RefSeq and is a predicted model, not a curated record. Lineage: Eukaryota; Metazoa; Chordata; Chondrichthyes; Orectolobiformes; Stegostomatidae.